Messenger RNA from Oryctolagus cuniculus (rabbit), 5220 nucleotides. It is a transcript of the gene KIF3C, whose product is annotated as kinesin family member 3C. Gene Ontology annotation, biological process: microtubule-based movement; mitotic cell cycle. Gene Ontology annotation, cellular component: microtubule. Gene Ontology annotation, molecular function: microtubule motor activity; microtubule binding; ATP binding. The record is from RefSeq and is a predicted model, not a curated record. NCBI's taxonomy places the organism in Eukaryota, Metazoa, Chordata, Mammalia, Lagomorpha, Leporidae.
ACCCCAGCCGGGAGGCUUCGCCCGGGCCGCAGCGCGGCGGCGGCGGCAGCGGCGGCGGCAACAUCCCUCGGGCCGCCGCUGCUCCGCCCCAUCCCCUCUGUUUUUCUCCGUCAGUCUCCCGCGGCGGCGGCAGCGGCGGGGGCGCGGGCGGAGGCAGCCGCAGCGGCGCGGGCUGCGAUGACUGGUGCCCCCGGCGCGGGUCAGGACUCCAGGUGAGCCUCUGCGCUCGCGAGGGCCGCGACCCCGCCGCCCGGCGCCCCGGCCCCGCCAUGCAUCCCUAGCGGAAGGAGGCGGAGGCGGAGGAGACAGCUCUGCCGCCCACCCCCAUCGCAUUCUCCUCUUCCUUUAUCUCAUUGUUGCCGCGGCUGUUUACGGCAGCGCCGCCUCUGCCCCGGCAUGGGGCGGGCUCCGGGCGCUGCCCUCGGGCCGGCGCUGCUCCCUCGGCUGCCCGGGGACUCCGCCUGACCGUGCGUCUCCCCCUCCUCCUCCCCGCUGGUGCAGCAGCGGCGGGGCCACGCCAGCAUCCCCACCUUCGGAGGCCGCAUGCGGAUUGAGGCGCGGCGCCCGGGGGCUGCGCGGCCCGCGCCCAUCCCGACCUAGGGCAGCGAGCGCACAGCGGGACUCUGCCGGGCGGCAAGAUGGCCAGUAAGACCAAGGCCAGCGAGGCCCUGAAGGUGGUGGCCCGGUGCCGCCCCCUCAGCAGGAAGGAGGAGGCUGCGGGUCACGAGCAGAUCCUGACCAUGGACGUGAAGCUGGGCCAGGUGACCCUGCGGAACCCCCGCGCCGCGCCCGGGGAGCUGCCCAAAACCUUCACCUUCGACGCCGUGUACGAUGCCAGCUCCAAGCAGGCAGACCUGUACGACGAAACCGUGAGGCCCCUCAUAGACUCGGUGCUCCAGGGCUUCAACGGCACCGUGUUUGCCUACGGCCAGACGGGCACCGGCAAGACCUACACCAUGCAGGGCACCUGGGUGGAGCCCGAGCUGCGCGGCGUCAUCCCCAACGCCUUCGAGCACAUCUUCACGCACAUCUCCCGCUCCCAGAACCAGCAGUACCUGGUCCGGGCCUCCUACUUGGAGAUCUACCAGGAGGAGAUCCGGGACCUGCUCUCCAAGGAGCCGGGCAAGAGGCUGGAGCUGAAGGAGAACCCGGAGACCGGCGUCUACAUCAAGGACCUGUCUUCCUUCGUCACCAAGAACGUCAAGGAGAUUGAGCACGUGAUGAACCUGGGGAACCAGGCGCGGGCGGUGGGCAGCACCCACAUGAACGAGCUCAGCUCCCGCUCGCAUGCCAUCUUUGUCAUCACCGUAGAGUGCAGCGAGCGGGGCACUGACGGCCAGGACCACAUCCGUGUGGGCAAGCUCAACCUGGUGGACCUGGCUGGCAGCGAGAGGCAGAACAAGGCAGGCCCCAAUGCAGCCGGGGGGACUGCCGCACCAGCCGCGGGUGGCGGCGGUGGCAGUGGAGGGGGCGGGGGCGGCGGGGCUGGUGGCGGAGAGAGGCCCAAGGAAGCUUCCAAGAUCAACCUCUCGCUGUCAGCCCUGGGCAACGUGAUCGCCGCCCUGGCGGGCAACAGAAGCACCCACAUCCCCUACCGGGACUCCAAGCUGACCCGGCUGCUCCAGGACUCUCUAGGGGGCAAUGCCAAGACCAUCAUGGUGGCCACGCUGGGACCAGCCUCUCACAGCUACGACGAGAGCCUGUCCACCCUGCGCUUUGCCAACCGAGCCAAGAACAUCAAGAACAAGCCCCGGGUGAACGAGGACCCCAAGGACACGCUGCUGCGGGAGUUCCAGGAGGAGAUCGCCCGCCUGAAGGCGCAGCUGGAGAGGAAGGGGAUGCUGGGCAAGCGGCCGCGCAGGAAGAGCGGCCGCAGGAAGAAGGCCGUGUCGGCCCCGGCCGGGUACCCCGAGGGCGCCGUGCCGGAGGCCUGGGUGGCGGAGGACGAGGACGACAGCAACAACAACCACUGCCCGCCGCAGCCCCUCCUGGAGCCGGCCCUGGAGAAGGGCAUGGAGAACUACCUGCAGGAGCAGAAGGAGCGGCUGGAGGAGGAGAAGGCGGCCAUCCAGGACGACCGCAGCCUGCUGAGCGAGGAGAAGCAGAAGCUGCUGGAGGAGAAGGAGAAGAUGCUGGAGGACCUGCGGCGGGAGCAGCAGGCCACAGAGCUGCUCGCCGCCAAGUACAAGGCCAUGGAGAGCAAGCUGCUCAUCGGGGGCAGGAACAUCAUGGAUCACACCAACGAGCAGCAGAAGAUGCUGGAACUCAAGAGGCAGGAGAUUGCCGAGCAGAAACGCCGAGAACGGGAGAUGCAGCAGGAGAUGCUGCUCCGAGACGAGGAGACCAUGGAGCUCCGGGGCACCUACACGUCCCUGCAGCAGGAGGUGGAGGCCAAGACCAAGAAGCUCAAGAAGCUCUACGCCAAGCUGCAGGCGGUGAAGGCGGAGAUCCAGGACCAGCACGACGAGUACAUCCGCGUGCGGCAGGACCUGGAGGAGGCGCAGAACGAGCAGACCCGGGAACUGAAGCUCAAGUACCUGAUCAUCGAGAAUUUCAUCCCCCCCGAGGAGAAGAACAAGAUCAUGAACCGCCUUUUCCUGGACUGCGAGGAGGAGCAGUGGAAGUUCCAGCCGCUGGUGCCAGCUGGAGCCAGUAGCAGCCAGAUGAAGAAGCGGCCAACGUCCGCUGUGGGCUACAAGAGGCCGAUCAGCCAGUAUGCUCGCGUUGCCAUGGCAAUGGGGUCCCACCCCAGGUACCGGGCUGAGAACAUCAUGUUCCUGGAGCUGGACGUGUCCCCGCCAGCCAUCUUUGAGAUGGAAUUCUCCCAAGACCAAGAACAGGACCCUCGCGCGCUUCACAUGGAGCGGCUCAUGCGGUUGGACAGCUUUCUGGAAAGACCGUCCACGUCCAAAGUCCGAAAGUCCAGAUCCUGGUGCCAGAGUCCUCAGCGGCCUCCCCCCUCCUCCGCACACGCCCCGCUGGCCUCGGCUUCUCUGCACCCCUCGACCGUGGCCGACCACGAGUGAGAGCGCCACAGUCAGGUCGCCCAGCAGAUGGACUCCUGGGAUGGGGCAGCCAAGCGCGGCCUGCGGCUUGGUGCGGGUGCGUGCGCGUGUGCGUGCAUGUGCGUGGGUGGAUGUGUGCAGGGGUGGGGAUCCGGCGGGCGGAGCGCCUGCCUGCCGGUCUUCACCUCCUUUAUUUAAUUCAUGUUAUUUAUUCGUGGAGCGCCUUCGUUGGUGUGGGGCAGGGGCCCUCGUCUGCGCUCUGAGGGCCUGCAGCGGUCUGUGCGCCGCCUCCUUUCCCGCUGGCUUCACCGUGCAAGUCGGAUCUGGGCGCCUGCCCGUGCCGCUGCCCCCGAGGGGAAGGGGGCCCGAGUUUCAGCCGACAGGACUUUUCUGCCGCCGCCGCCGCCACCUCCUGCCACGCUGGUGGUGAGCAGUCCCCUGAGCGCUCUGUGGGACUCAGAGACGCUGGGGUGCCCCCCCCCAGGACCGGGGAACAGAGCCCAGCCGUGGCUUCCGGGGGCGCGCGCGGAUGGCCUCUUCCAGCCUUUUGGGCUCUGCUGCAAGGACUGCACUGGCCUCUCCGACACGUAGCACCUGCUCCUCGGCCUUGGCACGGACUCACGGCUGCCCCAGCUGCUUCCUGCUCACCUCCCCACCCCCUGGAUGGGAAUGCCACCUGGGGACCAGCAGGAAAGGCGCUGGCCAUGGAGACAACGCGACAGGCCCAAGGGGUGGCCCUCCUCUGCGCCACAAGCCCCGAGCCAGCUCCGCAGAUCUGAGACAGGGCUCCUUCCUGUUUUCUUCAUUUUCCCCUGCAGCUGCGAGGUCCCAGCUCCCAGUGCGAUGGAUCCAGGUCAUCCUGCCCCUGGCUCCACAAAUAUUCCAACAUCUGUUGCUUGUCCCGCCUGGUUUGGCACAGGAAAAGGAGACCCUGGGCACAAUCCCGGCCAGCUUGCCCUUCCAUGCCCCCGUCUCUGAAUCCCGCUCUGCUGAACACCCGUCCUUUUCUCACCCGUUGUGCACAUUGGUCCCCGGGCUGAUAACCCAGAUGCCUCCGGGAAUCUCCAGUGGUUAUUCCCACCAAAAACAAAGAAGAAAGAAAGUGAAGUUGCACUGACGUAGUUUUCAGGGGUUCAUUCUGGUGGAGGGCAGAGGAGGCAAGGAAGUGAGGAAGGAUUUCAGGGUGCCCUGAUUGGGGGGGGGUCUCUAGUCCCUAGAGGCUGCGGAACGACGUCCUGGGGGGACAGGCACGACAGUGACGGGCGCGCCAGCUGUGGCAGGGCAGGCGGCGGGAGUAUUCUCUUUGCUGGAGGAAACGCUCCCUUCCAGCUCUGAGGCUCGGGCUGCCGUCCCGUCUGCCAUGAUUGCCGGGCCAGAUGGUGCAGCCGCUCGGUUGCCAUUGACUCCGAUUCUCCACGGUUUCGCUCAGAGCCCCUCAGAGGUCGUUUGAGACUCAGGAACAGAUCAGAGGUGGUGGCUGGGGCUGGAGCAGGAGGUGGGAGCAGAAGUGCCCCAGGUGGACACAGGGGACUCGCGGGGCCGUGGGGAGCAGCCCCUGCCACCGGGCUGUUCCGCAUUUGUGGACAGAGCCCAUGUCACCCCACCCAUCACUUGGACACACCGACUUUGCUCUGUCUGGUCACUCGUCUCUCACAGUCUUAGAGCACAACACCCCACCUUCACCACCGGCAGUCCGAGCGCUGGCCCGGCGUUUGGGCGGAGGAGGAGCUCCUGCCUGCAGUUUUGUGUACGUGUGUGCGUGCGUGUGCGUGCGCGUGCGUGUGUUUGUGUGUUUGUUUACCUCCACAGGGGACACUCCACACUCAGCGUAAGAUGUGCUGGGAACAGAGCCACCGAGGGUGGCUGCAUCUCAGUCUCUCUGUCUCUCUCCCUCUCCUUUUGUUGUAUCACGCUUUGGGUUGACAGAAUAAGGGCCUUGAAUAGGACCAAAUUUCCGUGUCUGUUGCUAUGGUCUUUAUUUAGGAUGACAGUUAAAUGCAGUGGCCCCUUCUUGUCACUCUAUACAUACGACUAAAAGGGACACAUGUAAUAUAUAAAUAUAUAUAUAAAGCGUUACUUUCUGUCCCCUCGGCUUAGGAUGGAGGCCUCUCUCGGAGCUGAACUGCACCUGCAGCCGGGUGCGGCCAGCAGCCCACAGGCCCCAGCCCUGAUCAGAUUAACACAGUUGACAAUAAAGGAAUGAGUAUUGUUGCGA